Varroa destructor (honeybee mite) is the source of this 1381-nucleotide messenger RNA. RefSeq lists its product as uncharacterized. The record is from RefSeq and is a predicted model, not a curated record. NCBI's taxonomy places the organism in Eukaryota, Metazoa, Arthropoda, Arachnida, Mesostigmata, Varroidae.
AGGACGUUGUCGUAAUGAAACCGUCGAAGCUCCUCCUGAUACAGGUGGAUUCUGAUGGAACAACGUUUUACCACUGCAAAUUUUGUGACUACAGAAGCAAGAAUCAUACCAACGCCAAGGUGCAUCAGCGCAUUCACUCAAACCACCGACCACACGCGUGUGAUUCCUGUCAGUACGCUUCCAACUCGGCAUCCAACCUGAAAAAGCAUCUCCUUCAACACACGAACGUAACUUUCACAUGCACCCACUGCUCAUACGCCACCAAAUCAAAGCAAUAUCUAAAGAAGCACAUGAAAUCGCAUACAGCCACUCGUCCUUCGCUAAGUUCCCCAACAAACAUUGUUUCCUCAAACGAUAACUGCGGCGCAAUUAAAAACAAUAAUAAUAAUAACAACCAUAUUGUUGAUGUUUUCUGGUGUGCUCUCUGCCACCUUUACGAAGUGCCCGAACGCGUCGAAGAUCACCUCUGUUCAAGCAGACACUUAUCGAUGUUGUCGAAAUUCCCACAUCGAUGUGGACAAUGUGAAGCGGGUUUCUUUGAAAGUACAAGUCUGAAUAUUCAUCGACAAGUGGCUCAUCCUUCGGAAUCAAUCUCGGUCGGGAGCGCUACUUCGGGAUCUCUGUGUUUGACCAGGUCUCUUCAUUGUCCUCGCUGCAGCUUUUCUACUAUAUCGUCAAUUCUGCUUGAGGCACACGAAAGCGUGAUUCACGGAACAUCUCCAUCGUUCGCAUGCGACUGGUGCGGUCAGAAAUUCCUACUCGAGGCGAGUCAACGAGAACAUGUCCUUCAACGCCUUCUGCUUCAAACAGUCGAGCGGCGCGCGCGAUUGGCGUGCUCGUUCUGUCUCAAAGUAUUUCAGCACAAAGAUGUCGUCCGAAAACACGAGGCUGAGGAACAUUCCGAGAUUUCGAGUGCAGACCGCAUCCGCUGCUGUGUAUGUCGACGGAUCUUUCGAACGAAAAAAUCACAUCGGGAGCAUUUCUGUAGAAAACGAAACCAUGAGGAGCCCCCACUGCACUGCACAGCUCCGACUGUUUCAUCUACAGGGAGAUAAUUUGAAUAAAGUUUAGGAAAAAUCUGAUACCAGUACAAUAUGAGUCUCUGUAGCCACUGUUUGAGUAUUUAUAAAAUUAUGAAAAUGUGUAGAUAUGAUGAUGUCUUUAUUAUAGAUAUUACGAAAGAAACAAUCGAAAAACGCAUUAAUUGCCCUAUGUUGACAUAGGUACCCUAAUCAAGCGGUUUGGCUACACAUUGUAAUAUUGAAGUCAUGGAAGCUCUAUAUAUGGUUCAGUUUACGAUUGGCGUUCGUGAUGUGAACGCACACGUGAGAUUGUACAUAUAACGUGAAGUAAGUGUCAUGCUGAAUUCGUAAGCGACAUU